This is a messenger RNA of Diaporthe amygdali, 564 nucleotides long. RefSeq lists its product as uncharacterized. The transcript is spliced from 4 exons. Lineage: Eukaryota; Fungi; Ascomycota; Sordariomycetes; Diaporthales; Diaporthaceae. The coding region runs from base 1 to 564 and encodes 187 amino acids. The record is from RefSeq and is a predicted model, not a curated record.
AUGGAUGUAUCAAACACUUCACUAGACGCUCUUCUACCCCAAUCUAACUUCACGCUUGGUCCCAGAAGGGCAAAACGAAACGAACUCAACGUUGCAAGAGCUGUGCUCGGCCAUUUGAGACACGACAACAUCACCGGGAUAAGCCUGCUCCAUGGCUUCCGGAGCGUCGCUAAGGUCGAGUCUGCAUACAGACAAUUGAACGCUGCGUGUGCCCACGAGGAAAGGAGUGUAGGAUAUGUCGACCACGUGAAUAACAAUUUGGAUUCAGUCAUUGCAAGAUUGAAACUUGGAGUAACAUUUGGUGGAGCAAUAUCUGGCGAGGGGCUUCUUAGCUCUGUUCAUGCGAUCAAGAGCGAUAUCAUGCAAAUGUUCAGCGUAAAGCUCUACAUGGCGGAGGACGCCGAAGAACAACAAAUGCUGGAUCUUCAAAUGGUCUUCGUGGGUAUCCGAUGGGUAUAUGGAUGCCAAAUUGUGAUUUUGAGGCGUCUGCCGAUUUCAUUGGCUCAUACCGGCUCUGCUUUCCGGAGUCAUCCUUACAAGUUGCGGGAAGAUGUUUUCAAGUGA